This is a messenger RNA of Gasterosteus aculeatus aculeatus (three-spined stickleback), 5024 nucleotides long. It is a transcript of the gene pkn1a, whose product is annotated as protein kinase N1a. Gene Ontology annotation, biological process: protein phosphorylation; signal transduction. Lineage: Eukaryota; Metazoa; Chordata; Actinopteri; Perciformes; Gasterosteidae. Gene Ontology annotation, molecular function: small GTPase binding; protein serine/threonine kinase activity; ATP binding. The record is from RefSeq and is a predicted model, not a curated record.
GCAGCAGGUCACAACGUACAAGUGAAACGAGCCGCUCUCCCGUCAGUGACCCGGGGCGUGAACGUGGAUGUUUCCCUUGCUCAUCCCGUGAACCGCCACGAAGAACUCGUUUUUAGUCCAUGCUCGCACGUGCUUGACGUAAUCUAUCGCCAUAUUAAAUGCUCUGUUGCCCCUUGUGUUUGAGUGGACGAGCGGCCGGCGAAGGACUGACAGGCGGCUUCUUCUUUUUGUGUGUGUGCCAAGUGAUAGACACGAGAUACCGAGGCGUGUUCACGUACCGCGGAUGUCCCCGGGAAAAAGAAGAAGAAGGGGCUUCCUCUCGCUUCACGUCGCGCGUGGAUGUGACUCUGUGCCUCCGGUCGGGUUCGGGACCUGGCGAGUUUCGCGGGUCUCUCGCUAGCUGUUGAACGGCCAGAUGGACGAUUGAACAAUGGCCGUUGAGUCCUUUUAGUUUUGCUCGCGUGCUUUAACCCGAAGGUCUGUGGUGCUUUGGGUUUUUUUUAAAGGAAAAAAAACUGCGGACAUUGAACGCAUUUUUUUAUUUUUGCGAAGCCGGCGUUACGCUGGUUAAACCCGCAGGAUCAAUUCAGGCGCGGCCAGCUAACAAUGCGGAUUACCUCCGGACCCGUUUGGCUUUGUGUCAAUACACACUGUUUGUAUAAAGUUUGAGAGAACACCUGCUGGAAGAACACCCGGAACCGUUUUCUGUAAAAAAAAUUCUAAGGCAGUCCCUUAUUUUCAUUGUCCCGGGGGGAGACGGUUCGGUGACGGGAGGUCCGGUUCCCGCAUGUGCGCAGGCUCCCUGCUGUGAGACCGCAAACUGGCCGACAAUCGAGCAACGGGGACCGCGAUGGCCAACGACUCCGUACAAAGCGACCCUGGUGGGCUGUCGGUUCUGGAGCAGCUCGGCCUGGACCAGAACUCAGAUUUCUCCGAUACCGGCGUGCAGCAGCUUUUGGACGAGCAUCGCGAAAGGAUCCGCAGAGAGAUCCGCAGAGAGCUGAAAAUCAAGGAGGGAGCUGAGAACCUACGGAGGGCGACGACCGACAAGAGGAACGCGCAGCAGGUGGAGAGCCAGUUGCGAUCUUCAAAUCGCAAACUGGACGACCUUCAUGCUCAGCUGCAAGAACUGGACGCUCACAUUGUGGUGAAAGGGGGAGAAGAGAACAGAGAUGAGUGUCCCCAGUCUCCUGGGGCGGAGAGCCGUACGUCAGCCCACAAGGAACGCAUCGCUGCCCUGGAGAGACAGCUCAACAUCGAGCUCAAAGUCAAGCAGGGGGUCGAAAACAUGAUCCCCAUCUACGCCAACGGGUCCACCAAGGAUAAGAAGAUGCUGCAGACAGCCCAGCAGAUGCAGCAGGACAGCAAGACCAAGAUUGACAUCAUCCGCAUGCAGAUCCGCAAGGCUGUGCAGGCCACAGAGCACAACGAGGACACCCAGGGUAACCAGGACCUCUGUGGGAUGGAGCUGCGCAUUGAAGAGCUGAGGCAUCACUACAGAGUGGAGCAUGCUGUUGCUGAGGGGGCCAAAAAUGUGCUGAGACUCCUGGGGGCCGGCAAGGUCCAGGACAAGAAAGCCCUGUCUGAGGCGCAGUCUCGUCUGAGCGAGGCGUCCCAGCGCCUGGACCUGCUGAGGGACUCUCUGGACCAGCGUCUAGCAGAGCUGCCUGAGGACCAUCCCAAGGCCACGGUCAUCAAGGAGGAGCUGGUCCUGGCUUCCUCCCCAGCCUUCAGCUCUCGCCAUGGCGCCCCAUACCUCCACAACCAGUACAACACGCUCAACAAGCCCUCCCCUCUCACUGGUACGCUACAGGUGCAGGUGCUGGGAUGCGUGGGGUUGUUGGAGGUGGUCCCCGGUCGCACUAAAGGGGUCGCUGUCAUGCUGCCCUGCUACAGCCCCGGAGACACUCGCUCCUUCAUGAGGGGCAGCAAGGGGCUCUACGGCCGGAGCGGCUCGGUCAGCGGGAAGACCCCCAGCAAGGCAGAAGAGCUCUCAUCUGAGGUGAGUGCUGUGCUAAAGCUGGAUAACGGCGUUGUGGGACAGACAGCCUGGAAGACUGUAGGAGAGCAGGCCUGGGACCAGACCUUCACUGUGGAGCUGGAAAGGUCGAGGGAGAUGGAGAUUGCAGUCUACUGGAAGGACUACCGCUCGUUGUGUGCUCUGAAGUACCUGAAGCUGGAGGAGUUCCUGGACAACCAGAAACACAGAGUUCAGCUGGAGCUGGAACCUCAAGGGCUGCUGAUGGCCGAGGUAAUAUUUUUCAACCCUGUCAUUGAGAGAGUUCCUCGUCUCCAGAGGCAGAAGAAAGUCUUUUCUAAACAACAAGGCAAGGCCUUCCUUCGUGCACGCCAGAUGAAUGUCGACAUCGGGACGUGGGUGAGGCUGCUUCGAAACGCCAUUCCCACCGCCAACAACUCGGGAACCUACAGUCCCAACACACAGGGCCUGAUGCUCAGCGCCGGGGAGGUCUCGGUGGAGAAGUUGAAUUUGGACAGCGACUCUCCGAUGAGAGGCGAUUUCAAGAGAGACGUGGACGCACAGACCCCGGACCGACUGACCGUCAUCGAGCCCUUCUCCCCCCCAGACCUCACCCCCGAGUGCCCUGUGCGAACCCAGUCCAUUGGCAGUAAGCAGAGGAAAGGUCCUCUGUCCCUCCAGGACUUCCGGCUGAUUGCUGUGCUGGGCAGGGGACACUUUGGGAAGGUGUUGUUAUCAGAAUACAAGAAGACGGGCACGAUGUACGCCAUCAAAGCCCUGAAGAAAGGCGAUAUUGUUGCUCGGGAUGAGGUGGAAAGUCUGAUGUGCGAGAAGCGCAUCUUUGAGGUCGUGAACAUGUCGCACCACCCCUUCCUGGUCAACCUGUUUGCGUGCUUCCAGACUCCACAGCAUGUGUGUUUUGUCAUGGAGUACACGGCAGGAGGCGACCUGAUGAUGCACAUCCACACAGACGUCUUCACCGAGCCGCGAGCCGUGUUUUACGCAGCCUGCGUAGUUCUUGGACUUCAGUUUCUCCAUGACCAUAAGAUUGUGUACAGAGACCUCAAGCUCGACAACCUGCUGCUAGACACCGAUGGUUAUGUGAAGAUCGCUGACUUUGGACUGUGUAAAGAAGGAAUGGGCUUCGGGGACCGGACCAGUACCUUCUGUGGGACUCCAGAGUUCUUAGCCCCGGAGGUCCUAACGGACACGUCCUACACCAGGGCAGUAGACUGGUGGGGGCUGGGUGUCCUCAUCUAUGAAAUGUUGGUGGGAGAGUCUCCAUUCCCGGGCGAUGACGAAGAGGAGGUGUUUGACAGUAUUGUAAAUGAUGAAGUCCGCUAUCCACGCUUCCUGUCUACUGAGGCUAUCGGCAUCAUGAGGAGGCUGUUAAGAAGGAACCCAGAGAGACGACUUGGAUCUGGUGAAAAAGAUGCAGAAGAAGUGAAAAAGCAGCCGUUUUUCAGACACGUGGACUGGGAGGCGCUGCUUCAGAAGAAGGUGCCCCCUCCCUUCAUCCCCUCCAUUGUCGGCAAGGAAGACGUCAGCAACUUUGACGAGGAGUUCACCGCCGAAGCCCCGGCGCUGACGCCGCCGCGUGAGCCUCGCGUGCUCUCCCGCAAAGACCAGGAGAGCUUCUGUGACUUUGACUACGUCUCUGACCUCUGCUAGUGGGCUCACAGACCUCAAGAGGAAUGUUCCGCUUGGGAAGCCUUCACGGCGGUCUGAGCGGACCGACGGCCUUUACUGACCGCGCGGCAGCCCCCAUUUUACACUGAGAAUGAAUGCGGAGAAGCCGGGGGGGGGAGUGUGUGUGUGUGUGUGUGUGUGUGUGUGUGUGUGUGUGUGUGUGUGUGUGUGUGAGACUGCAGGGGUUUUUAAAGAUGGAGGACUGAGAAAAUAAAAGCACGGACAGAGAAGAUGGUGACAUUUCACGACAAGGUGAAAUGUGGGAGAAACUAAACAAAGUCCCCCCCCUCAAACCAUUGUUACAACACACCACGGACUCGUGUAGCCUUUUAAAAUGCCGCCUCCCCUUUGUCUUCAUGAGCAGCUGUGAGAGGACUGUUGGGGAGGCGGCGGGGUUCAAGUCCACUCAUACCAAUGCCUUACAUUUGUAUUUGAUCCACAGAAAAGCAUUUUGUUUUUGCUUCACUGCCCUUUUGUACAGAGCAGCAGGAGCGCUGAACCCGAGAAGAGUGGAAACAGAAACGUCACAUUCAGAGUGGAUUUUCACUCAGCAGAUCACGAUUAUGACGACCGGCAGUCAGGCUCACCGUCGCUUGGCAGAUUGUGUUACCUUGUGAGGUACAAAGAAACCAACUUUUCUUUAGAACUACUUGUUAAAUGUGUGUGCUGAUCUGAUUUGAAUUGCCUUUUUAAAUGCCACAAACAUUACAUUAGCAAUUUGUAAAGAAGUCUUGUUUUAUGAAGGUCACCUUCUCCGUGCUUUACUCGAUACCCACCAGACUUUUGAAUCGGAUAACCCGUUAUACGUAGUUUGAUAUAAAACUGGUGUAACAGACACAGAAUCACAACGAUCAGCGUAAAAGCUACAUGGAAACCAGGUGAUGGUAUCUUUUUAUCUUUUUUAGAGAGAAAAAACAACACUAAGACUUGAUGUACGAGUAACGUUUGGAUGUCUGUCCACUGGUGAGACGCAGCUGUCGUCGUCAUGCUUUGAGAGUUUUGUGAACAUUAAGUAAUUUCCCUCCAAGACACUUUUAUCUGACUGUAGACUCGACAAACGGCGCUGGAACAGUUCUUUCAGCGUCUGAUUGAAGGACUCCUCUCCGCUACGAGAUCCCAGUAAAACAAGUUUUCCUGGCAAUACGUUUCUAAAUGGGCAAUAGAAUUUGAAACGGGAUAAUUAAUGUGAGAAAAUAUGAGCCAGUGGUAAUAAACUUCUGUAACAUUUUACCAUCUUUGUUGAGGUUUGUUGUGAAGCUAUGUAUGUAUGGUGCGUGGAUUCUACUUAUCCUGUGUAUGACUUCACAAAACCAUGUGCGUGGAUGAGACUUAUUUUAUAAAGAAAAUCUGGUGUGAA